Sardina pilchardus (European sardine) is the source of this 4335-nucleotide messenger RNA. Its product is annotated as microfibril-associated glycoprotein 4-like. Gene Ontology annotation, biological process: elastic fiber assembly. Bases 123 to 869 code for a protein of 248 amino acids. The transcript is spliced from 5 exons. The record is from RefSeq and is a predicted model, not a curated record. NCBI's taxonomy places the organism in Eukaryota, Metazoa, Chordata, Actinopteri, Clupeiformes, Clupeidae.
GCUAGCUUGUAUUUAAAGCGAAAAAAUCCAGAUCACCAUUCAUUCUGCUGUUAGGAAACAAGUAAGACUUUCUACUGGCAUUAGAUCACACGUUUUCCAGUGACCAGAAACUUACAUCUAACAUGCUCCAAUGCCUCAUAGCUCUUUUGCUCCCCCUGGUGGUGAACUCACACCCCGUCGGUCGAAGUCUGCUGCCCUUGGACUGUGAGGACAUCUACCAAAAUGGGUCAGUGCAUAACGGGGUUUACACCAUCUACCCGACAACAGCCGACAAGCCUGUGGAGGUGUACUGUGACAUGGGGUGUACAGAGGACGAGAACCACGAGGACGGGCAGUGGACGGUGAUCCAAAGAAGAAUGGAUGGCACUGUAAACUUCUACCGGCCCUGGAAUCACUACAAGAGGGGCUUUGGGAACAAGAACGGCGAGUACUGGCUCGGUCUGGAGAAUAUUUUCAGACUCACCUGGAGAGGUAAGUACGAGCUGCGGGUGGACAUGGAGGACUGGGAGAGAGGCAGCGUCUACGCCCACUAUCCGGCCUUCUCCAUCGACUCGGAAGAUGAGGGCUACACACUUCGCUUGAGCGGAUACGUCGAUGGUGGAGCGGGUGAUUCUCUGCAACGAGUGAAUGGGAUGAAGUUCUCAACCCACGACAAAGAUCAAGACAUUUCUGGCAACAACUGUGCAGAGAUGUACCAUGGUGGCUUUUGGUAUAACAACUGCCAUUACGCUAACCCUAAUGGGUUGUACAAAGGGAAGGGACGAGUGGCAAGCUAUACAGGAAUCAUGUGGUACCACUGGAAAGGCAUUUAUUACUCUCUGAAGUCCAUCACGAUGAAAAUCAAGAGGGUGUCUUUGUCCGUGGAGUGAUUUGUAAUCUCUCUCCCUCUCUCAGACCUCAUUCUUACAUAUUACAUACAUUAAGAUAGAAUCAGUAAUUGCUCCCUUGUUUGACCAUGUAUCUUCGUCUCAAUCUAGUGAGACAAAAAACAUUUGCCAUUCUCAUCAUCUUGAGCUCAAAACUGAAUUUUAUUAGUCAGCUGAUUUUUUUAAACUUUAAAAUUAGCUUCAGAACAUAUUUGUUGCGACGUCUUUUUCUUGAUUACAAAAAACAUUACCAUUAAUAAUGAUGAUAAUAGUAAUAAUAAAAUAAUAAUAAUAAUCCUUUAAGUUGUUUAAUUGUUGUUAUCAUUAUUAGUAUAACACUAUUUCCCAGUUGUCAGCUGGUUAAGUUAACUUAGGACCAUCUUAAACGGUUUGAAAGGCAGAGUUUCAUUGCAUGAUUUGCAUGCAUUUGCAAAUAAAUAGCAGUCAACUGGUUGUGGAGGAGUUGAACAUCAGCCGGUAGUGGUACAGCCGUGGUGCAAUGGUUAGGGCUUCGGGCUUGUAACCGGAGGGGGACCAGUCCACCACGGCUAUGGUGCCCUUGAGCAAGGCAUCUAACCCCUCACUGCUACCCGAGCGCCGCUGGUAGGCAGCUCACUGCUCUGGGUUGUGUGAUUCACUUCACUGUGUGUUCGCUGUGUGUUCACUAAUUCGGUUAAAUGCAGAGAGCUGAAUUUCCCUCACAGGAUCAAAAAAGUAUUCUAUUCUAUUCUACAGCUCUGGGUUGCUUUGGAUAAAAGCAACUGCUAAAUAUCUAACAAUUAUUAAACGUUAUUAUCUAACAAUUAACAAACGUUAUUAUCUCGGUGACGUCAAGAACAUUUGUUAUGUUACGUAAAGAAGAAAUAGCGGUGCAGCUUUGCUUCUUCGCCAGCUGAUAAACACACUAGCAACGGGUUAAGAGAUCUAAAUAGCAAAGGUUAAACUUUGCCGUAAUAACUAUAGCCCGUAUUAGCCUGGGUUUUCCCAUACUGCCUUGCGCGGUGAUUUCAAUCCCGCUGCUAAGCCAGUCUGGAAACUAACGCCCAAAUGUUCGCCUGAUGUUGGCGAACCAAUCACAGAACAUCCGAGAAGUUUCCGUUGCCCUCUUGCGUCUACAUUCGACGCCAAAGGAUUUACGGCAGCCCUUAGCGUUGCAUACGAACGAGUUGGGUGAGCUAUGCGCAUUUGAUAGACAUCCGUGGCGCCCAAUGAACGGAUCUGGGCAUUUUUUCAAAUACGAGAAAAUGAACGUCUGGUUGCCAGACCACGUCUCAUUUGAGAAGUGGGAGGCGUUAGCCAGGCUAAGCCCGUAUAGCAAUAGGUACUAAACUCACGUUCAUGUUCCUGAGACACAAACCUGUGAAAUUCAUUACCUAUUUACCAUCGAUUAUCUUUCCACUCGAGUGAAUGUGUGCAAAAACCAUCAGAGGCUUCUCUCCCUCACUCUCUAGAAACCAAUCACAAGAACGUUAUUAAAGAGAAACUAUGCAGGAUUGGCGAUUUCAUCUUAAGUUUCGGCUUCGUUUUUCAUUUUCCCUCGUUUUAUGCUUGCAUAUUUCUCUGCAGAGCUUCCCCGACAGCUUUAGCGUGUAUCAUAUACAUAUAUAGGCUAAAUAUAUAAAUUGCAAGUGUGGUUCUUCUUGUUCUUUAUGCGUCAAUAGCGGAUAGGGACACUGGGGGCGGGAGGAAAUAUUACUGUUUUCGAUAAAACUGGUCAGUCAAGCAAAACAACGAUUUCUAAGCGAUUUUAUGACUAUGAAAAAGUUGCAUAGGGUCUCUUUAAAACCUGUUUUUCUGUUAAUUUAUGUUUGUUCAUUUGUUUGUUUGCCAACUGUAUUAAAUCAAAGAAAUAACAUGAACACAUACACUAAGGCCAGCAGGUGUAUUGAUGAAGGUGAUGAUGAACACAUACAGUAAGGCCAGCAGGUGUAUUGAUGAAGGUGAACUGGUGAACACAUACAGUAAGGCCAGCAGGUGUAUUGAUGAAGGUGAACUGGUGAACACAUACACUAAGGCCAGCAGGUGUAUUGAUGAAGGUGAUGAUGAACACAUACAGUAAGGCCAGCAGGUGUAUUGAUGAACAGGUGAACACAUACAGUAAGGCCAGCAGGUGUAUUGAUGAAGGUGAACAGAUGAACACAUACAGUAAGGCCAGCAGGUGUAUUGAUGAAUAGGUGAACACAUACAGUAAGGCCAGCAGGUGUAUUGAUGAAGGUGAACAGAUGAACACAUACAGUAAGGCCAGCAGGUGUAUUGAUGAAUAGGUGAACACAUACAGUAAGGCCAGCAGGUGUAUUGAUGAAGGUGAACAGAUGAACACAUACAGUAAGGCCAGCAGGUGUAUUGAUGAAUAGGUGAACACAUACAGUAAGGCCAGCAGGUGUAUUGAUGAAGGUGAACUGGUGAACACAUACAGUAAGGCCAGCAGGUGUAUUGAUGAAGGUGAACAGAUGAACACAUACAGUAAGGCCAGCAGGUGUAUUGAUGAAUAGGUGAACACAUACAGUAAGGCCAGCAGGUGUAUUGAUGAACAGGUGAACAGAUGAACACAUAAGGCCAGCAGGUGUAUUGAUGAAGGAGCUACUGUGUCUGUCUGUCUGUCUUUCCUGCACCGGUUCCAGAACUGCAGUCCCACCUAGUGAAAAGAUAAUUAUGCACGUUUAUCUACCGGGUACACUGUGUUUGUGUGUGUGUGUGUGUGUGUGUGUGUGUGUGUGUGUACUGUAUGUGUGUGUGUGUGUGUGUACUGUAUGUGUGUGUGUGUGUGUGUACUGUGUGUGUGUGUGUGUGUGUGUGUGUGUGUGUGUGUGUGUUGAUAUUGCCACCCACUCUGUGCUACAGUAAAUGCGCACUGUUCUUAGUACAAUAACAAUACAUACAAAAUAUCACAAAAUUAAGACAAUACUCUCGUAGCAAAUUAGGUUCCAUUCAGUACACAGUUCACCAACUCAGAAUGUACCCCACGUGUUCUGCAGAAGAUCACUGUCCUACAGUAUAGUGUGCAUUCAUUUAUAACAAUCUGACUGCACUGUCGUACCACCCUUAGCCAAUAAUAAUUAGGUACCUCCUAAUCACGUGAACCAAUCAGUGAGCUCCAAUGUUGUCAGUCAAUCAAUAUGUAUGACUGCUCAGCCAAUCAACAUUCUCCAACCCAGCUCUGCGAUAAUAGUGGGAGGCCUACGGAGUGAUGUUUUUUUGGCUGCCAAUAGGGAGCCAUCUUGUGGUUCAUAUGUUAUCUUGCAGUUCUUUUGACAGUUUUGUAUCGUGCUCUAAUGGUAUAAACGAUUAUUUUUUAAACGAUUAAUCUAGCGAUUAUUUUUUCGAUGCAUCGAUUAAUCUAACGAUUCAUUUUUUCAGUUCGAUUCGAUUUCGAUUCGAUUCGAUUAUCGAUUAUCUCCCCACUAAUUGACUAAUUGCAAUAUAUACAUGUUGAUUUACAUAUCUGAAUGAAAUAAAACAUUGCAAUGUA